Messenger RNA from Aplysia californica (California sea hare), 3397 nucleotides. RefSeq names its product protein phosphatase 1 regulatory subunit 36. The record is from RefSeq and is a predicted model, not a curated record. NCBI's taxonomy places the organism in Eukaryota, Metazoa, Mollusca, Gastropoda, Aplysiida, Aplysiidae. The transcript has 17 exons. Gene Ontology annotation, molecular function: phosphatase binding. Gene Ontology annotation, biological process: negative regulation of phosphatase activity. Bases 519 to 1853 code for a protein of 444 amino acids.
AGACUCUGUGUGGAUCUUUGUUCUCUGAAUUUUUGUAGCUGUGGAUUCUAUCCUUUGGAUCCAUGCAAUUUUGAAUGACAGAAAGUGUUCAACGAGCACUUCGAGGUCUUCACCAACUGAUCGAGAUCAACAUCGCUCUUCAAGAUGUGUUGUAGAUCUAGUGUUGAUUUCCUCAUUAUGAACCAGGUGCACUUCUGCAUAUCAUUUUACGUCCACCUUGCAUCCCCAUCAAGAACAUCAUCAUCUUUAUCAAUGGAUAAAUCACCAUCGUCAUGAUUAUAUAGGCCUACAUCUAUAUCAGGGUUAUAAUAAUACUUAUUUCACAUAGAUCUAGGGCCUACCAAAAAUAAAACUAAAAGCGCAUUUAACGCAAGGGACGCAAACAAGAAAUAGGAAACGUUCAAAGCUUCCUGGUUUGUGGAGUAGUCGGACGUGUUGUUAUGGGCCAUUCAUAGCGAAUAGCGAAGUGACCUACUUCUGAACGCGCUUCGUUCGCUGGGCCAGGCGGAUCAAAAACAAUGGCUAAAGUAGCGACGAUGUUCGACGGGAUUGCAGUUUCGGGGAAAUGGAUAUGGAAAGACGACCCAGUGAACCCAAGUCUAGAGUUUGUGAGCAAUAACCCAAAUGCAGACAGGCAAGACAGGCGUAGAAGAGCUAAGGGACAUGAUGGGAAAGGGCGUGGAGACAGGGCAGCGUCUGGUAUUCAGAGAGGUGGAGGAGCUGGCAGAGGCAGGGGUGGCGUGCAGAAGAUGAUAAACAAAUCUGCCCCGGGGAAGAAAGACCAGACUGAACAUACCAUAGUCACCCUGGAUGACAUCAAAAAUGUGUCCUUGGAACGAAUGUCAGAGGUGGAUCAAAUUCGAGAUGAUUUCUAUAGCCUGUACAGACGUGAGCAGUUUGAUUUCUUCCUCCUGUACCUUCUGAGCUACUUCAACUGUUUUUUCAACAAAAUGACUCUUGAAAACAAGAAGAAUCCCAUGUACAUUGAACCCAGUGUCUCAGAGAAGAUAGAAUAUGCCGAGUCAUGCGAGCGCCUGAGUGUGGCCCAGAAGCUUUUGGGUCGUGCCUACUGCAUCUUGGUCCUUGGCCUUGGUUUGGAAGAGCAGCAUCACAUGGAAUGUGGCAUGUCUCGUGUUUCCAAGACUCAUACAGAUCGCAGUAGGUUUGAGACUUUCUACAGCUUCUGCACUUUUGUUGUGUGGAUAACUUUUAGAAGAAAGGAGUUUGAAUGUAUCAAGAAGGAAAUUGGCAGAAUCCUGCGAUCUGACACAUUUAACCCUGCGAUCCGUGUGAAAUAUGCACCUGAAGAGCCUAAAGGGCAAGACCCUACCAAAGCCCCCAAAAAGCCAAAUGAAGCAGAGGAGGAGAAAAAGGAGCCAGAGGAGGAGAAGAAGUUGACUCCUGCAGAGUAUCGACGUCUCCACCCGAAAAGACCAGCGAUCAAAUCUAUCAUCAAUCAAAGAUCGCCAGCCAUAGUUGCCAUUCUGCCAUCUCCGAAAGAGGAAUCUGCCAGGCUCUUUAAACGACCUCAGUUCACUUCAGGAGAGUCUUCUGGAUUUGAUGAUGAAGAAGAUGACAUUGUGGAUGAGAAGUAUUCUGACCUACUCUUGGAUACCAAAAAGUUCAAAACAGGGAUUCUGGGUGAACCUUACAAGAUGUUCAACCCUCAGACACUCUCCCCAGUUGGAGCGGAGAACGAGGAUGAAGAGCACGAGGGGGAAGACGGAGAGAAGCGAACUGGAGAAGAAAGUGCAGCUGCUGAGAAAACCCAAGCCUCUGACAGAGGAACAAGCCGUCAGCAAACAGCUUUCUCUCAUGCCACGACGGAAGCCUUCACUGAUGAUGAAACUUGAUUUUGUCCUAUUUUUAUUGACACUUCAUGCUUUUAUUGCCUUUUUUUCCCCCUCUUUUGACCUGUGAUGUGUCAUCUUUAAUUUCACAUACUGUGGAGUAUGCUUAUCUUAUACUUUCAAUGACCAUACAUUUAUGAUUUUUUCUCAUGUAGGAAGACUCGCUGGGGGUUGUAUGGCUUGAGAAAACUUGUCAGUGGCCAAUGGUCCACACGUGGCGAGAGGCAGAAGAAUAAAAAUAAUGUCAAAGGAAAAAUCCUAAAUAGUACAAAUUUGAUCGACCCCAUGCUAUAGAAAUGUUUAUAUUAUUUAACAUUUUUUUAAUCGUCAACCUUCUGUUCAAAUGCACUAAGCCCAGACAGGAACAUUUUUCAGUAGAGAGGUAAAACUUUCAUUCUUGUAACAUUUGCUUCUAUGUAUAAAAUAUUUCUUGAGAAGGUGUAAUUAAUAUCAUAGAUUGAGAAACAACUAUCUUUAGAAAUUCAAAACUUUUAGCUUAGUGCAUCUGAACAUCUGGCUGACAAUACAUGGAUUCUAUGACAUCUUAGAACUGUAAGUGCUCACUGUGACUCACUCCGCGUAUAGCUAAUGCUGUGAUAACAUUCCGUCCAUGUUUUUGUCACUGCCUUCAUGAAUGAUUAUGGCUAGACUUCGUGCUGAGGCAGUCUUUGCAUUCCUAACAUAAUGUUGUCUUAGCCUGGAAUGGUUAUUGUAAAAAGUGCCUUUUAUAUUAUUUAAAACAUUUUUAUUUCAUUUUAUUUUAUUUUAUUAGUUAUUUGAGGCUAGUGCCAUGCCUGGGAUUUUUUAAACAAACAUCUGUGAAACUUUGUGAUUUUAAAUUUAUUUUCAUUUCUUGUAAUUGUAUGUUUGUUUGGCACAUGCUUUGGUUGUGUUUGUAUGUGUAAAUGAGGGCUAUCGAUCAUGUAUAUUUAUGCACGAAUAUACAUGUGUAUUUCCAUGUUCUUGAAAAUUUUGUAUGUAUUCAAGGAAAAUAUUCUUUGAAUAUCAAAAUAUAUUCAGUAAUUUGCUUUCAUCAAGCAUGUCAUUCACACACCUAGAUAUUGCUUGCAGCUCUUGAUUUAUGAAGUGUUUGAGGUGGUUUCCAUUGCUAGUACAGUAAUGUUGAUCCAUGAAACAAGCUAUUUACUUUUGUUUGACAAGACGUUAUUCACUUAAAAUCCUCCAAGCUCUUCUGAUAACCCACUCCGUCCAGGUUGGCUCUAACUCACAGGCAGGGUGAAGUCAGCCAGCCUAAUGUGUAACUUAGGGGCUAAGACGUUCUAUGUCAAUCAAAUCCUCUUUUGAAUUAUAAAGGCAGAAGCAAAAUGAGUUUUUUCAAUCAAGAUUCAAAUGUCCUAUUUUUUCAUUUAAAUGUGGAUUUUCAUUACAUCUAUAACAGAAAUGUGAAUGCAGGACAGGAUUUUAUGACUGUACUUCCUUUACACUUCCGAGACGUUCUAUAGGUCUAUUAAUAUGGCGUCGGUGGCCUAGUGGUUAAGCUACCGGAAUGAUAAUCCUGAGGUUGCGGGUUCGGGGGUUCGAGCCGC